Messenger RNA from Saxophila tyrrhenica, 411 nucleotides. RefSeq names its product histone H3.1. Gene Ontology annotation, molecular function: protein heterodimerization activity; DNA binding; structural constituent of chromatin. The transcript is spliced from 3 exons. NCBI's taxonomy places the organism in Eukaryota, Fungi, Ascomycota, Dothideomycetes, Mycosphaerellales, Extremaceae. The record is from RefSeq and is a predicted model, not a curated record. Gene Ontology annotation, biological process: rRNA transcription. Gene Ontology annotation, cellular component: nucleosome; nucleus. The coding region runs from base 1 to 411 and encodes 136 amino acids.
AUGGCCCGUACCAAGCAGACAGCGCGCAAGUCCACUGGUGGCAAGGCCCCACGUAAGCAGCUCGCGUCCAAGGCAGCUCGCAAGUCCGCGCCAUCCACCGGUGGUGUGAAGAAGCCUCACAGGUACAAGCCGGGUACCGUCGCCCUCCGUGAGAUCCGUCGCUACCAGAAGUCGACCGAGCUCCUCAUUCGCAAGCUGCCCUUCCAGCGUCUGGUCCGUGAGAUCGCCCAGGACUUCAAGUCCGACCUGCGCUUCCAGAGCUCGGCCAUCGGCGCCCUCCAGGAGUCCGUUGAGGCCUACCUCGUCUCGCUCUUCGAAGACACCAACCUCUGCGCCAUCCACGCAAAGCGUGUCACCAUCCAGAGCAAGGACAUCCAGCUCGCGCGCCGCCUCCGUGGUGAGCGCUCGUAA